AUGUUCACUUCGAAGGUGGUCGUUCUUCUUGCGCUUUCUCUCUUUGCGGGAGCUAACUCACAGGAGUUAAUCACUGAAGACAGCUACUUCUUUGGACAAAGUGAGCCAGUAUACCCAUCACCAACAAUCUCUGCCGCUGGAGGAUUAUGGGCCGACGCUCUUAACAAGGCGCAAGCUUUUGUCGCCCAAUUGACCUUAGAGGAGAAAACCAAUCUCACUGGUGGAGUCCGUAAUCCUGCAAAUGGCUGUGGUGGAAAUAUUGCUGGAAUUCCCCGACUCGGUUUCCCAGGUCUCUGUCUUGCGGAUGCUGGGAACGGUGUGAGAGCGACUGACUUAGUCAAUGCUUAUUCAAGUGGAAUUCACGAUGGUGCUAGUUGGAACAAGAAUCUCACCUAUGCGAGAGCAUACCAACUUGGUGGUGAGUUCCGCCGAAAGGGUGUCAACGUUGCUCUUGGUCCACCAAUGAUCGGACCCGUUGGAAGAAUCGCUCUUGGUGGUAGAAAUUGGGAAGGUUUCAGUAACGAUCCUUACCACUCUGGUAUCCUCGCUGGUCUCUCGGUCACUGGUAUCCAGGACCAAGGAGUUGUGGCCUGCACCAAGCACUUUAUCGGUAACGAGCAAGAGACUGCACGAAACCAAAUUCGUGACGCGUCUAAUGUUACCAUCCUUUCUUCUUCCGCAAAUAUCGACGAUUCAACUAUGCAUGAGUUGUAUCUCUGGCCAUUCUACGAUGCUGUCCACGCGGGUACUGGAUCAAUCAUGUGCUCGUACACCAGACUUAACAACAGCUAUGCUUGCCAAAAUAGUAAGAUGUUGAAUGGUGUCUUGAAGGGCGAGCUUGGAUACCAGGGUUUCGUCGUCUCUGAUUGGGGUGCUCAACAUGGUGGAGUGGCAAGUGCUUUGGCAGGAAUGGAUAUGGUCAUGCCUUCCGGUGCUGCUUUCUGGGGAGGAAAUCUCACAGAAGCCGUACGAAACGGAUCGAUCCCAGAGGCCAGACUGGAUGACAUGGUUUCCAGAGUUAUGGCUCCAUAUUUCUUCCUUGAGCAGAACUCACCAUCCUACCCAGCAUUGGGCAUAGGAAUGCCAGCCAACCCUCUUCUUCCUCACACUCUGGUUGACGCUCGAGUCGAGGAAGCUCGCCCCGUUCUUAUGCAAUCGGCCAUUGAGGGCCAUGUCUUGGUCAAGAAUACCAACAAUGCGCUUCCACUCAAGAAGCCUCGUGUUCUCUCCCUUUUCGGAUAUGAUGCAGUUGCACCAGACCUAAAUACCCCCGGAUUCCGAGAGUGGAGUCUGAGUCUGCAAUCCAGCUACGCCCGCUUCUACGACUGCGGUUACGGUAAUCUUAUUCCACAAAACUGCCCACUUCCAGUUGCAAUUGCAGCCAACGGUACUGUCAUUACUGGAGGCGGUUCAGGUGGUGCUACUGCAUCUUACAUUUCCGCCCCAUUCAACGCCAUUCAGAAUCGCGCGAUGAAAGAUAACACCCAACUCUACUGGGACUUCCGUAACCUCAACGCCACUGGGUUUGUUCAGGGAGAAAGCGAUGCAGCUCUUGUUUUCAUUAACGCCAUUGCAAGUGAAGGUGCUGACCGUCCCGCCCUCCGCGACGACUUCUCGGAUGCCCUUGUCCGCAACAUCGCCAGCCAGAACAACAACACUAUUGUCGUUAUUCACAACGCUGGUAUCAGACUUGUCGAUCAAUGGAUCGAGAAUCCUAACGUUACCGCCGUCAUCUUCGCUCAUUUACCAGGUCAAGACUCUGGUGAGGCACUUGUCAAGAUUCUUUACGGCGAUGUCUCCCCAAGUGGAAAACUUCCAUACACCGUCGCCAAGAAUGAAACCGACUACGGAGCGAUCUUGAACCCAGUCAUUGACUUGGGCGAGAACGGAGAGUUCUAUCGCUUCCCUCAAGACAACUUUACUGAGGGUGUCUACAUCGAUUACCGCGCAUUCGACGCCUCAAACAUUGAGCCUCGUUUCGAAUUCGGUUUCGGCUUGACAUACUCCAACUUCUCCUUCUCCGGCUUGACUGCCAACAGCGUCGGUGCCAACUUAUCAGCAUUGCCAACUGGCCACAUCGUUCCUGGAGGAAAGGCCGAUCUCUGGGAUGUCGUCGCUACUGUCACCGCGACCGUAACCAACAUCGGAAAAGUAGCAGCUCAACAGGUUACACAAUUAUAUAUUGGCAUUCCACAAGAAGGCCAGCCUGUCCGCCAACUCAGAGGUUUCGAGAAGAUCAUGAUCCAUCCUAACGCCACGGCAACUGUGGAAUUCGAGUUGCGACGAAGAGAUUUGAGUGUUUGGGAUGUCACCGCUCAGGAGUGGAGAUUGGUUUUGGGUGAGGAUUAUAAUGUCUUCGUUGGUAGCUCGAGCAGAGAUCUUCCUUUGACUGGGACUUUGAGGUUGUAG
Glarea lozoyensis ATCC 20868 is the source of this 2409-nucleotide messenger RNA. Its product is annotated as (Trans)glycosidase. NCBI's taxonomy places the organism in Eukaryota, Fungi, Ascomycota, Leotiomycetes, Helotiales, Helotiaceae. Gene Ontology annotation, molecular function: beta-glucosidase activity. Gene Ontology annotation, biological process: glucan catabolic process. The record is from RefSeq and is a predicted model, not a curated record. The transcript has 5 exons. The coding region runs from base 1 to 2409 and encodes 802 amino acids.